Messenger RNA from Melopsittacus undulatus (budgerigar), 3053 nucleotides. RefSeq names its product CCR4-NOT transcription complex subunit 10 (gene CNOT10). The coding region runs from base 982 to 2919 and encodes 645 amino acids. The record is from RefSeq and is a predicted model, not a curated record. NCBI's taxonomy places the organism in Eukaryota, Metazoa, Chordata, Aves, Psittaciformes, Psittaculidae. Gene Ontology annotation, cellular component: CCR4-NOT complex. Gene Ontology annotation, molecular function: protein binding. Gene Ontology annotation, biological process: mRNA catabolic process; negative regulation of translation. The transcript is spliced from 19 exons.
CCCCUUGCACCGUCCCCUCUGAGGGGUUCGCGUUUGAGUUGCGAGUACUGGUUGUUCGGGUCUGUCAUUGCCAGCCGCUCCGGGAGAGCAAAGUAGAGUAAAGCAGAGUAAAAUAGAGCGAAAGGGAGCGAGUGCUUUUUCUUCGGGCUGUCUGCAGUGCGAGUCCCAGCCCUGCAGGAAGGGCUGUUCCGUCUUGUCCCGGUGGAGCGAUGGGAAGCGGUCGUUGUCCGCCUUUGGGCCGGCUCCCGCGGUGAGGUGUUGUAGGCAGAGUGUCGUCCGUUCCCUAGGCAGCCGCAGCCCUAAAGGAGGCACCUCGCAUCCAGGAGAGUAAGUGCGGCUGGGGGUGAGAUCUGCAUUUGGGAAGGACAGUGGUGGCCUCUCUUCUCCAAGGGGCCUUCUAUUAGUUGUUCUCUCACAAGUAUUGUUUCAGAGCUGGGAGAAGAUGGGUCAAAUCGCUAUCGUUUUCACAACUCUAUUCCUGCUCGGAAUUCCAGUCUCGGAAGAAGCAAGCAACCAUGUCAACUCUUUUCUCUUAAUUUACAGAGGUGACAUAUUUGCUAGGAUAACACAUGAGCACCUUAAAAAAACUCUAUGGGCAAGUUUUGUCCCUUCGGUUCAGGAAAAACCUAACACAGGGGGUGCUUCCUUGUGUACAUCCUUUCUAACAGAGGAGGAACGUUCCCAGAACCCCUGGAUACACAGAAAGAUCAAGGUACUGAGAAACAUGAAGGAGCUGGUACUUCUGGGAUUACCGAUCAGGAAAAGGAACUGUCAAGCAGUGCAUUACAAGCUUUUCUGGCUGGCAACUAUGAUGCUUGUUUACAACACCUAAAUACCCUUCAAGACAUAAACAAAGAUGACUACAAAAUAACUUUGAAUACUGCUGUUGCAGAGUUCUGUAAAAGUAACCAGACUACAACAGACAAUUUGAGACAAACCCUUAACCAGCUGAAGAACCAGGUUCACUCUGUUGUUGAAGAAAUGGAUGGUUUAGAUGAUGUUGAAAACAGUAUGCUAUACUACAAUCAAGCUGUUAUUCUGUAUCAUCUGCGUCAGUAUACUGAAGCUAUAUCAGUUGGGGAGAAGCUGUAUCAGUUCAUAGAGCCUUUCGAAGAGAAGUUUGCCCAGGCUGUCUGCUUCUUGCUUAUAGACCUAUACCUUCUAACUUACCAAGCUGAAAAAGCCUUGCAUUUGCUUGCUGUUCUGGAAAAAAUGAUUUCACAGGGCAACAAUAACAGCAAGAAUGGAAAAAAUGAGUCAGGUAAUAAUACAAAUAAAGAUUCCUCGAAUCAAAAAGCUGAAAGCGGAGCUUUAAUAGAAGUUGCUAAAUCUAAGAUACAUCAGUAUAAGGUGAGAGCCUAUAUCCAGAUGAAGUCACUAAAAGCAUGCAAAAGGGAGAUCAAGUCUGUUAUGAAUACAGCUGGGAAUUCAGCUCCUUCUCUCUUUCUUAAGAGCAAUUUUGAAUAUUUGAGGGGCAAUUAUCGUAAAGCAGUCAAACUUUUAAACAGUGCAAACAUUGCUGAACAUCCGGGCUUCAUGAAAACAGGUGAAUGCUUAAGGUGUAUGUUCUGGAACAACCUUGGCUGCAUCCACUUUGCAAUGGGAAAGCACAAUUUAGGAAUUUUUUAUUUUAAAAAAGCCUUGCAAGAAAAUGAUAAUGCAUGUGCACAGCUAGGAACAGGCAACUCAGAUCCAGGUAAAAAAUUUUCAGGGAGACCCAUGUGUACACUACUGACUAACAAACGGUAUGAGUUGCUCUACAAUUGUGGAAUUCAGCUCCUGCACAUUGGGAGACCCUUAGCUGCCUUUGAAUGCCUGAUUGAGGCAGUCCAGGUUUAUCACUCAAACCCUCGUCUUUGGCUAAGAAUAGCAGAAUGCUGCAUUGCUGCCAAUAAAGGGACAUCAGAACAAGAGACUAAAGGUCUUCCAAGCAAAAAGGGAAUUGUGCAAUCCAUAGUAGGUCAAGGCUACCACCGUAAGAUAGUCCUAGCAUCCCAGUCAAUACAGAAUGUUGUUUAUAAUGAUGGGCAGUCCUCAGCAAUACCUGUAGCAAGUAUGGAAUUUGCAGCAAUCUGUCUAAGAAAUGCCUUGCUACUGCUCCCAGAAGAUCAGCAGGAGCUAAAGCAGGAAAAUGGAUCUAAAACUAGUAAUCAGCUGGGGGGAAAUACAGAGAACAGUGAAAGCAGUGAAGCAUGCAGCAAUAAAAGUCAUGAAGGGGAUAAAUUCAUUGCAGCUCCACCUUCUUCGCCUUUGAAGAAACAAGAAUUAGAAAAUUUAAGGUGCUCAAUACUUGCGUGUAGUGCUUACGUGGCUCUGGCUUUGGGUGAUAACCUUAUGGCAUUGAAUCACGCAGAUAAACUUCUUCAGCAACCAAAGCUGUCAGGGUCUCUUAAGUUUCUUGGGCAUUUGUAUGCAGCAGAAGCUCUCAUCUCUUUAGACAGAAUAUCUGAUGCCAUCACUCAUUUGAACCCGGAGAAUGUCACUGAUGUUUCCCUUGGGAUCUCUUCAAAUGAGCAGGAUCAAGGGUCAGACAAAGGAGAGAAUGAGGCAAUGGAAUCUUCUGGCAAGCAGACCCCACAGUGUUACCCCAGUUCGAUUACAUCUGCACGAACGAUGAUGUUAUUUAACCUUGGAAGUGCUUACUGCUUGAGGAGUGAAUAUGACAAAGCUCGAAAGUGUCUUCAUCAGGCUGCUUCGCUGAUCCACCCCAAAGAGAUCCCUCCGGAGGCUAUUCUGCUGGCUGUGUAUCUUGAACUACAGAACGGUAACACACAGCUGGCACUGCAGAUCAUCAAGAGAAACCAGCUUCUCCCUUCCGUGAAGACCCUCUCGGACACGCGGAAGAAGCCUGUUUUUCAGCUGGUGCACUCCAUCCAGCCUAUUCAGAUGCCAGCCUUUACCACUGUUCAAAGGAAAUGAGGUUUCAGCCUACAGCUGCCCUGCCCACCAGGGCUUGGGAUUUUGUAUAGUUUUUUAACCUAUGACACCUGCAUACCCCAAUUGCUGGAGUGUGUUCAUUUAUGUAAAUUUUUAAUAAAACAUGGAAACCAAAA